AUGUUUAAAACAAAGCAAAACUCUUUUUCAGGUGAUCGGCGAUACAUCUGCACGCAGGGCCCUCUUCCGCAGACAGUUGGCGACUUCUGGGAAAUGGUUCUGCAGGAGAAAGUUGAGGCGGUUGUGAUGUUAUGUGACACCGUUGAGCUCAAUCGUCCCAAGUGUCACCAGUACUGGCCUAAGGAUAAUACACCAGAAUCGGCAAUCACCAGUCGGGACGGCAACAUAAGAGUUCGGUUCGUGGACACGGAGGCACUGGACGACAACCAUCUUAUUCGGACACGCCUGCAGGUCACCAGCGACAAUCCAAAGCGGCAAGCGAAUGUUCGUCACUUCCAUUGGAGACGUUGGCCCGAUCGUGGAGUGCCUAUGAACCAUCUUGCGGCGCUACGACUGCUCUUCUACAUCGGGAAAUACAAGCCAAUAGUCGUCCACUGUUCGGCAGGUGAAUGA
Molecule: messenger RNA, 453 nt
Organism: Meloidogyne enterolobii
Lineage: Eukaryota; Metazoa; Nematoda; Chromadorea; Rhabditida; Meloidogynidae
Source: the annotation of a GenBank genome assembly